UUCAGCACCAUGGACAGCUCCGUGGUUCACAUCUACAAAGAGGACAGGUGUCCAUCAGGUCAGCCGGAGGAGUGCAUGCCCAACUUCACCUGGCAACCCGGACUAUCGGACGUCUUCAACUACACUCCAAACGGCACUUGGGAGAACGAACCCGAGCCCAUGUCGCCCCUAAUUCCCAUCAUUGUGGCGGUGUACUCCGUGGUGUUUGUGGUGGGUUUGGCGGGCAACUGUUUGGUGAUGUACGUCAUCAUUAGGUACACAAAGAUGAAAACAGCCACCAACAUCUACAUCUUCAAUCUGGCCGUGGCUGACGCUCUUGUCACUACCACCAUGCCCUUCCAGAGCACCGACUACCUGCUCAGCUCCUGGCCCUUUGGCGAGGUGGCGUGCAAAGUCUUCAUCUCCAUCGAUUACUAUAACAUGUUCACCAGCAUCUUCACGCUGACCAUGAUGAGCGUGGACAGAUAUGUGGCCGUGUGCCACCCCAUCAAGGCCCUGGAUUUCCGCACACCCGUCAAGGCCAAGAUCAUCAACGUGAUCAUCUGGGUGCUGUCGUCUGCUGCGGGAGUUCCUGCAAUGAUACUGGGUAGCACCAAAACCAACAACGGAACUACAGAGUGUGCCCUACAGUUCCCUGAACCCUACAUCUACUGGGACACCUUGAUGAAGAUCUGUGUCUUCAUCUUUGCCUUCGUAGCACCUGUCAUCAUCAUCACUGUCUGCUACACACUGAUGGUCAUGCGGCUGAAGAGCGUCCGUCUGCUGUCUGGCUCACGUGAAAAGGACCGCAACCUGCGUCGGAUCACACGCCUCGUGCUGGUGGUGGUCGCAGUCUUUGUAAUUUGCUGGACGCCCAUCCAUAUCUUUAUCCUGGUCAAGGCCCUGUCUGCUAAUGUGCCUGAGACCACUGCUGUCAUGGCUGCCUACUUCUUCUGCGUAGCGCUGGGCUACACCAACAGCAGCCUAAAUCCCAUCCUCUACGCCUUCCUGGAUGAGAACUUCAAGAGAUGCUUUAGGGACUUCUGCUGCCCUGGCACACAGGGACACAGGGACUGUCAGGGGGUUAGUCGGGUGAGAAGCACCCUUCGGGACCACUCGUGUCCUACAGAAGGCCGAGGUGAUACUAUGAGGCAGGCCAGGCCCGUAUGA
Cheilinus undulatus (humphead wrasse) is the source of this 1149-nucleotide messenger RNA. It is a transcript of the gene oprk1, whose product is annotated as opioid receptor, kappa 1. Gene Ontology annotation, biological process: G protein-coupled opioid receptor signaling pathway; sensory perception of pain; neuropeptide signaling pathway. NCBI's taxonomy places the organism in Eukaryota, Metazoa, Chordata, Actinopteri, Labriformes, Labridae. The coding region runs from base 10 to 1149 and encodes 379 amino acids. Gene Ontology annotation, molecular function: dynorphin receptor activity; neuropeptide binding. The record is from RefSeq and is a predicted model, not a curated record. The transcript has 3 exons. Gene Ontology annotation, cellular component: membrane; neuron projection.